AUGGAAGGAAAAGCCAAUGAGUCCUACUGUACAUCAUGGCAAACAAACUCUUCGCUUCCAUUAUUGUUGUACUGGUCCUGGUGGCGUGUGUCUCUGCUGGAUACGCGGGCAACGGGAACAAAGGCAAGAGUAAUCCAGGCAAUUAUCCCGGAAACCAACCCAAAAACCCAGGAUAUCAACCCAACAACCCAGGCCAUCAACCCAAUAACCCAGGAUAUCAGCCCAAUAACCCAGGCCAUCAACAAAAUAACCCAGGCUAUCAACCCAAUAACCCAGGCCAUCAACACAACAACCCAGGCUAUCAACCCAACAACCCAGGAAAACCUAAAUAUGGUCACUAAAGUCAGACUGCCAAAUCAAAGGUCAAGGCAUGAUGAAUCAAAUUCAAGUUUAAUCAAUUCAUAAUUAUUCAUUUCAACUGCAUUAAACGAUAGAAGCUU
This is a messenger RNA of Physella acuta, 440 nucleotides long. RefSeq lists its product as uncharacterized. The record is from RefSeq and is a predicted model, not a curated record. Lineage: Eukaryota; Metazoa; Mollusca; Gastropoda; Physidae.